Haliotis rubra (blacklip abalone) is the source of this 738-nucleotide messenger RNA. Its product is annotated as ragulator complex protein LAMTOR3-B-like. Bases 29 to 403 code for a protein of 124 amino acids. Gene Ontology annotation, biological process: positive regulation of TOR signaling; cellular response to amino acid stimulus. Gene Ontology annotation, cellular component: Ragulator complex. The record is from RefSeq and is a predicted model, not a curated record. NCBI's taxonomy places the organism in Eukaryota, Metazoa, Mollusca, Gastropoda, Lepetellida, Haliotidae. The transcript is spliced from 6 exons.
UUUCCGCUUUCUGAAACAUAAACAAAUCAUGACGGAGGAACUGAAGGCAAGUCUGCACAAGUUAAUGUCCAUGGUGGAUGGCCUCCAUGCAAUAGUCAUCACAGACAGAGAGGGAGUUCUAAUGCUGAAAGUGGCAACAGAGCAGGCUCCUGAGUUAGCCAUGAGACCAAACUUCCUGUGUGCAUUCGGCCUGAUGACAGAGCAAGCUGGCAAGAUAGGACUCUCGCAGAAUACAUCGGUCGUAUCUAUGUACGAACACUACCAGGUGGUCCAGCUCAACAAGCAACCCCUCUUGGUGUCCAUGAUAGCCAAAUCUGAUGCCAAUACAGGUGACAUCUUGAACCUGGAAAACGAGCUCUCUGAUGUGUUAAAUGAAGUUUCAAAAGUGAUCAACAUGUCAUAGCACACCUGAACAAAUCCAACAUGUGAUGGAGAUGAUGUACAGAGCCAUCAUGUCAGGAGGACAGUGAUUGGCUGGCCUUGUCACUUGACAUUCUGCGGCAUAUUAUCCAUAUAAUUGGGAAAUGUCACUUGCAACACUCUGUUAUAUUGAGGGUUAUGGUUGCUGACCCUUACUUUGACAUAACUUUGACCAUAGCCCACCGGUAACCCUGAACUCUCCCUGACUUCCUGGUGACGCUGACCUACUGAUGACCCUGACCUUCUACCAACCCUGACUUUGACCCUGACCUAUAGGUGCACCGGAACAACCAGUUCUCUGAACUCUCCUUGUCCCAG